CCCAUCUUGGUAUGUGUAAAGAUGUUAAUUAAAAGGUUGUUCGUACGGUGCCAAGAAAAAGUGGCCAACUUGCUUGUGGGAACAUAAGAGAUCCCCAAUCGCAACAUCGGAGUAUUUUUGUGUCUUCAAGGUCUGAGUAGCCUCCCAUUUUCUCACGAACACCAACAACAGACCCAUAAACGCCCGUUGCCGUGCAAUCGAAAAAAAGCAGCGUAACGAUGGCAACCCUCGAUGAUGACUCAACCGCCGGCUCUAGUUCUGGAAAUACUGGCACCGACCCAGAGCCUACGGUCAUACCACGGGGUCACAAUGAUUCCGAUUCUCCGUCAACGGUAGAAGUCGACCAUACCGUAUUGUCAUCGACUGAGCAAGUGGUUUAUGAACCAACGAGUCCUGAUCGAGCUUACCAGCUUGAGAUGUUGGAAGUAAGCCUCAAGCAGAAUAUUAUUGUAACGAUGGACACAGGUAGUGGCAAGACACGAGUUGCUGUACGUCGAAUACAAGCCGAGCUUGAACGCUCCCCUCCCGGCAAGAUCGUUUGGUUCUUGGCUUCAACGGUUGCCCUCUGUUCUCAGCAAUUCUCAGUCCUCGAGAAAGCAAUCCCUGCUGUGCAAACCAAGUUUAUCAGCGGCGAUGAUGGUGUGGACACCUGGACUAACCAAACACUAUGGGAUGCAUUCCUGAAAGACACAAGUAUUGUCGUCUCCCCACACCAAGUGCUGCUUGACGCCCUGUCUCACACUUUUGUACGGAUGGAAAAACUCUCCCUGAUAGUGUUCGAUGAAGCACACAAUUGUGUUGGAAGACAUCCCGGCAGUAAAGUGAUGGCCUUUUACAGAGACUCCAAGGAUGCUGGCCUUCCGAUCCCCGCAAUACUGGGCCUAACCGCGAGCCCAAUCAUGAGAUCUUCUCUUGACUAUCUGGAGGUUAUAGAGAGGACACUGGACUCUGUGUGCAAAACUCCCGCCAUGCACAAGACGGAAUUGCUGUCUCACGUGAAUCAUCCAUCCAUCUCCUGCGUAAAAUACGGCCCCCAAAUGGAUGAGAGCUAUACGCCAACUAUGAAAAGCUUGGACUGCGUUGCUCUGGGUCUCGACAUUUUUCAAGAUCCUUAUAUCAUACAUUUGAUGGUGGAGAACACGGAACGCAGUCGGAUAGCUCUCGCAAAAGCCCUCGAAAAGGAAGAUACAAAUAUUUUCAAUCAGGUGAGGAGACUCCAACGGAAAAGCGCGACUGUCCGACGCGAGCUCGGAGAGUGGGCAGUAGAUUUCUUCCUCUCGACCGCAGUGGCUCAGUUUCUUGAUUCGGUCGGCAAGGAAGACGCAACGUUCGCGACAUGGCCGGUCAAGGAGAAAACUUAUCUAGCAAGCCUUUUGCAGAAAGUUGAGACAACUGUUCCUUCAUCACCUGAUGAUAUGAAGGUGUCUCCCAAGGUGGCCAUGCUCUUGGAGGUUCUCCUCUCUCGCCAGCAAGAUGCGCUUGGUAUUGUUUUUGUGAAAGAGACAGCCACCGUCGCUGUCCUGGCUCGCCUAUUGUCGGUCCACCCUCUCACACGAGACCGUUUCCGAGUCGGAUCUGUGUGUGGGACUUCUCGGCACGCUCAACGACGAAGAAAUGUCGGAGAGUUGAUCCGUGGAGACGAUGAUGACCUUCGGGACUUCCGUUCUGGCAAGAUCAAUCUCCUUAUAGCUACAAAUGUGCUUGAAGAAGGCAUUGAUGUGCCAGCAUGCAACCUGGUGAUCUGCUUCGAUGAGCCAGCGAACCUGAAGUCUUUUAUCCAACGCCGUGGAAGAGCCAGGAUGCAAAAGUCGAAUCUCGUCCUAUUAAUGGACGAUCCAGAUUCUAGCCGUCAUACCCAAUGGCAAGAACUCGAACAAGGUAUGAAGAGAAAAUAUGAGGACGAAUUGAGGGAAAUUAAGGAACUGGACAGCCUGGAUGAUUCCAAUGAGGAAUCUUACGUCGGUCCCUAUUACGUUCCACGAACCGGAGCGAAACUGGACAUGGACCAGGCAAAGCCUCACCUGGAACACUUUUGUGCUGUGCUUGGAUCACGGCAAUUUGUUGACUGGAGACCGUACUAUGUGAUGCAUAAGGUCUGGCACCCGAAGUCCAGGCUUCCUCAGAUGAAGGCAACCGUCGUGUUGCCCAUAUCUUUACCGAGAGAGCUUCGCCGGGUGGACGGAGAAAAUUUUUGGUAUUCUGAGAAGAAUGCAAGCAAGGAUGCGGCGUUUCAGGCUUACGUUUCUCUUCACAAAGCCGGUCUUGUCAAUGACUAUCUUCUGCCUUUGGAUGAUAGCGAGCUGCUCGAGGGAGUCGAAACGAGACCACCCAUGGCUUUUUUCAGGCCCCUGUGGAUGCCGUGGCCUCAAGUUGCACAGGGCUGGACCGAAGCUGGGGUAGACUCGCUCCUUUAUCAACGUCCGAUCAAGGUCCUAGAUCAGGGACAGAUACUAUGCGAGUUCGAUAUGGUGCUACCCCUUGCGAUUCCUCAUAUCCCAGCUUUCAAUGUUUACAGGGAAAAACACUCAUCAUGGAAGGUAGAGUUCGGCGAAUUGAGCAGAGCUGCCACAAGUAAAGAGGACCAGACAAUGAGACUGAUUGAUCUGGCAUACGGACACCGCAUUGCGUUGAAAGAGAAUGACCAGCAUGUCGUGCAAUUUCGUUCUCGAUCUCAAGCUAUGGACGUGGACCACCUUGGAAACCAGCAGCUCACUCAAGAGCUAGUUACGAGUUUUGGCAGUAAUUUCCCAUAUCUGAUUCGAGAUACCUUUCGAAACCCAUACUUCUUCGAGGACUGGCUGUGCUCCCGGCCGCCUCUCGAUCUAGUCCAGAAUUUUGACAAAUGCUUGAUGGAACAUCCAACUGACGUUCCAUGGCUAUCACUUCGCAAGUGGUCUCGGCGUCAGGACUUCCUGCAUCCCAUCCCUGACAAUCCCGGAGUAAUUUCUUCCAAGCCAUACAAGCGCAUCUGGCCAGCCUCUCUCUGCACUAUUGAUACUUCUGACAUUCGAGAUCUCCAAUUUGGCUCAUUGAUACCCUCAAUCACGCAUAUGGUUGAGAUAUACCUCGUCGCCAGUCAACUGUCCGCAACGAUCUUGAAGGACCUUGCUAUCACAAACAUCGAUGCAAUCGUGAGUGCCAUCAGCUCACCUGCAGCGAGAGAAGCUAGCAAUUAUGAGAGAGUCGAGUUCCUUGGCGACUCCAUCCUCAAACUCCUUGCUACAGUUAAUGUGGCUGUUAUCCAUCCAUUGUUCCCUGAAGGCUAUCUCUCGAAAAAGAAGGACCUGAUUGUAUCAAACUCGAGGCUCUGCCGCGCAGCCGAGACGACGGGCCUAACUCAGUUCAUCCUCACCACUCAAUUCACGGGCAAAAAAUGGCGUCCGUUGUAUAUCCAGGACCUGCUAUCCGAGGGUAGCGAAGAGCAAACUAGCUCUCGUCAAGAGUCUACCAAGGUUAUGGCGGAUGUUGUCGAAGCUCUAAUUGGCACCUGUUUUCUGGAAGGCGGCAUGAUGAAAGCCCUGCAUUGCAUUCGAGUGUUCAUUCCCGAGGUCAAGUGGUAUGAUCUCGACACCGGCCGAAAAGUAUUGGCUUCGCGAAGUUCAAAGUCCACCCAUCUUCCAGACUACUUGAUCUCGCUUGAAAAGUCGAUCGGACACUCAUUCCAGAACAAGAAACUGCUGCUUGAAGCGGUAACACAUGGGUCUUUCAGUUUAGGAACAUCCACUGAUUUAUGCAUGGAGCGACUCGAAUUCCUAGGCGAUGCGAUUCUAGACAACAUCGUCAUGUCGGCUCUUUGGGAAUUGAAGUUGUCGGAACAAGACAUGCACCUUCUCCGUACUGCACUCGUCAAUGCGGAUUUGUUAGGCUUCCUGGUCAUGGAGUGGAGCAUCCCACAGACUACCGCACAUGUCAUUGACGGCAGUGUGAUCGAGUCCAUCAAAGAGAAGCCCAUGUGGAAAUUCAUGCGUUUUUCAUCGCCAGAAAUUGUUGCCAGGCAGCAAGCGACUGAGAAACGCCACGCUGAGGAACGGAAGGUCAUCCUCGAUGCCCUCCAUCACAGCCCGACUUACCCCUGGUCUCUGCUCGCGCACCUCAACAUUCCAAAGUUCUUCUCGGACCUGUUUGAGAGCGUAUUGGGUGCUGUCUGGAUGGAUUCAGGCUCAAUGGAUGUAUGCAGGGGAUUUGUUGAGCGCGCAGGGAUCCUAGCCUACAUGAGACGGAUGGUGGAUGAUAAGGUCGAUAUCAUGCACCCCAAGAACAAGCUGGGCGAGCUGGAAGCCACAAAAGUUGUGAAAUACGAGAUACUGAGAUAUCCCGAUACGGGCGACCUUGCUUGCAAGGUCUUUAUUGAUGACGAAUUUGUUGUUGAAGUUGGUGGUGGUGUCAAUAAGGAGGAGAUCAAGACGAAGGCUGCUGAAGCCGCGUACUACAAGAUUCGCAAGAGUUAGCUUUCUUUUUGGAUACAUGAUGCCCUGAGUUUCUUCAUACACUGCCUUUAUUGCUAGACAACGAUGGGCACUUGUGAUGGGAAGUCGCGAGGUGUGCGUUGGACAUAGCUGGCCGUGAUGAAGUGAAAAGGAAGCUUACAGAUUUGCAUAUCACAACGGUUCAAUGCUUUCGUGAGCGUUGUUAAGUGUGUUCAGACACAUGAUACUGGAAUUAAAUUGAG
This is a messenger RNA of Pseudomassariella vexata, 4669 nucleotides long. Its product is annotated as RNase3 domain-containing protein. Gene Ontology annotation, biological process: siRNA processing. The record is from RefSeq and is a predicted model, not a curated record. Lineage: Eukaryota; Fungi; Ascomycota; Sordariomycetes; Amphisphaeriales; Pseudomassariaceae. Gene Ontology annotation, cellular component: RISC complex; cytoplasm; nucleus. Gene Ontology annotation, molecular function: ATP binding; RNA binding; ribonuclease III activity. The coding region runs from base 219 to 4448 and encodes 1409 amino acids. The transcript has 7 exons.